GGGGGAGGAGGGAACUACUUUUUGGAAACUUGUUAUGCUGCCCACGAUCUCGAGCUGCAGUGAUUCGCCUGCGGGCCGUGGCUUUUAGGUCUCUCCCCUCCCGCCCCGCCACCUCGCCGGAGGCCCCGUGCCGCCCGCUCGCAGCCGCGCCCCACGUCCGCCCUCCCGCCGGCUCCCGCGCGAGCCCCGCCGCCCCAGAAGUCGCGAGGGACUAUUUCGCCUGCCUCUCCCGCGGGCGCCCCCGGUUCGCGCGGCGGAAGGAGCGGGCGGCGUGAGAGCUUCCGCCGCCCCCCUUGCGGCUCCCCUCUCGCGGGCGUGAGGAGCGGGCCCGCGGAGCUGCGCUGGUCUCGGCCCUGCUCGCCGCCGCUCGGCGCUGUGCCCUCGGGCUCGGACGGCCGCUUCGCGCCCUGCCCGCCACCCCCAUCUGGAGCGCGUCUGAGGGGAGCCCCUGAGGGCCGACCGGGCGCGCCGCGCGGGCAGCCGGCGGCCAGGCGGGAGAUGGUGCGCGGCACCUCGGCGGGACCGCGCCGCCGCCCGCAGCCAGCGCUCGGCUGCCCCCCGCCGGCCCCCGUCGCCCUCCUGUCGUCGCGCCCCUGAGAGAGCAAGCAGCACCGCCUCAGCCGCCGGCCGCGUCCCUUUCCAGCGCCCGCAGCCGCCCGCGCCGUCUCGGCGUCGCACCCGGCCUCGGCGCAGCGAACCGCUGGGGUCGCCACGGCCGCGCUCGCUGCCGCCGCCCCCCUGCGGGGGUGGCCGGGCUGCCCGGCUCGCGGGGCGCCGCUCCCGGUGAGGCGUCCACCAUGGUGAGGCCCCCGAGCCGCUGCCCGCGCGCCCCGCCGGCCGCCGCCGCCUGCCGCCCCUCGGUGCCGCCGCUGCCGCUGCUUCCCAGCCUGCUGUUGCUCCUCCAUCUCCUGUGCGGAUCGCGGUGAGGGAAAGAUGAGCGAGGAGACGGCGACUUCUGACAACGAUAAUAGUUAUGCACAAGUGCGAGCUGUGGUGAUGACCAGAGAUGACUCAAGUGGUGGAUGGCUACCACUCGGAGGGAGCGGACUGAGCAGCGUCACUGUCUUCAGAGUCCCUCAUCAGGAAGAGAAUGGCUGUGCAGACUUCUUUAUCCGUGGAGAGAGACUCAGGGACAAAAUGGUGGUUUUGGAGUGUAUGCUUAAAAAAGACCUCGUUUAUAAUAAGGUCACUCCCACAUUUCACCACUGGAAGAUCGACGACAAGAAGUUCGGCCUUACCUUUCAAAGUCCUGCUGAUGCCAGGGCUUUUGAUCGAGGCAUUCGAAGAGCUAUAGAGGAUAUUUCUCAAGGGUGCCCAGCAUCAAAAAAUGAAGCUGAAGGAGGAGAAGACGAUUUACAAACCACUGAAGAGGACACUUCUCGUUCCUUAGUAAAAGAUCACCUUUUCCAGCAAGAGACAGUUGUUACCAGUGAUCCUUACAGAAGCUCAGACAUAAGACCUUUACCCUUUGAAGAUCUGAAUGCCAGAGGAGUUUACUUGCAAAGCCAAGGCAGCCAGAUACCGUUCAGUCAGCAAGGCCUAGACAUUCAGAGUCGAAGUAUGGAAUAUGUACAGCGGCAAUCUAAGGAGUGUGGGAGCCUAAAGUCCCAAAAUAGGGUCCCUUUGAAGUCAAUCAGACACGUCAGCUUUCAAGAUGAGGAUGAGAUUGUCAGAAUAAAUCCUCGAGAUAUCUUAAUACGUCGGUAUGCAGACUACAGACAUCCGGACAUGUGGAAAAAUGACUUGGAGAGAGAUGAUACUGACUCCAAUAUUCCAUUUUCUAAACAAGACAGUAAAAAAUCAGACUAUCUCUACCACUGUGGAGAUGAAACUAAGUUAAGUUCCCUGAAAGACUCUGUGGUAUUUAAGACACAGCCUCCCUCGUUAAAAUUUAAGUCAAAACGAAGAAAAGAGGAUGGGGAACGUUCUCGCUGCGUGUACUGCCAGGAAAGGUUUAAUCAUGAAGAAAAUGGCAGGGGAAAAUGCCAGGAUGCUCCAGAUCCUGUUAGAAGAUGCAUAUAUCAAGUUAGUUGCAUGCUUUGUGCAGAGAGCAUGCUGUAUCAUUGUAUGUCAGACUCAGAGGGAGACUUUUCUCACCCUUGUUCAUGUGACACUAGUGAUGACAAGUUCUGCCUAAGAUGGUUAGCCCUGGUAGCGCUGUCCUUUAUUGUACCAUGUAUGUGCUGCUAUGUCCCUUUGAGAAUGUGCCAUCGCUGUGGUGAGGCAUGUGGGUGCUGUGGUGGGAAACAUAAGGCUGCUGGGUGAAGCAGUCCAGGGCCAGCAGGAGCUUAAAAUCUUCAUCUCCAGGAAUUAGCUAACUUGGAUUUGUGGAAGCUGUUGGCAGGCAGUAUGGAAUCUUGCCUGGUUCAUUGGGGCCAUGCGUGGAGGAAGCAGAACUCAUCAGUUCUUGUGACUUACAGAUGCUUGCCAUGCCUGAUGUUUUCCUGAGUGCGUGGCAUGUUCUGGGACAGAUCAUAGAUCAUUGGCAGAAGAAAGUCAUUUCUGGUUAUUGAUUACAAAAGGUCAACAUAGAAUAUGAUCCAACUAAAAGGGAUUAAUUUUGGCAUUUUUAUAUUUAUGCACUAGGUGACGGGACUUUUUAAAGAUUUGAAUUUUUUUAAGACAUUAACUAAAAAGUGCACUAAGGAACAGGUUUCAGUACAGAAAAGUUAAUACUUGGAAAUUUAAAAAGAUAAAACAAGUGCAACUAAAUCAUGUAUUAGUUGUUUUUUGAAAGCAGUUUUAUGUAUAAGUAACAAAUGUUUAUAUUUAACUAAAUGUAAGGUACGAACUAUGACAUAUUAUUAAACUUUUCUUGCCCUUCCUAGUUCUGAGGUAGAUGUGCAUAUAUCUACCAUCACAUUCCAUAUAUUUUGAGUACUUAACUCAUCUAGUUAAUAACGUUUGUAUCCAUGUGAAAGAUUUGAUAUGUUCAUCCUCAUUUCUCUUUGGCUGCAGUUUAUAUUGAGUUACUAUCUGUACAUUCUGGAAAUCUAAACUCUUUAAAAUACUCUAAUAGCCUUGAGUGACCAAUUUUUUUUUUAAGCACAGGUGUAAUUGUCUAAUGUUCUGAUGGAAACAUAACACUUAUUUUUAUAUAAAGAGACUGAGUAAGCAUAGAAAAAAGUGAGGGUUUCUAGUUGUUUUUGUGGUAUUCAACCAGCAAGUUGUUUUCUUUCAGAGUUUCCUCCUUCAGAAGAACUUAGUUGCCUUUAUAAAGGUUUUACAAGGCAGGAGCAUUAGCUGAAUAGUUAAUGUGAAGCAGUUUCCUCUUGAGUCUCCAUUUAUCAUUCUGCUAAGCCAGAAUGUGCACAGUUGUUUCACUGAUUGUUUUGAAGCUUAAUCUUCUGUGCUUAUUAUUACUCAUAUAACAAUAACAUUUUUCAGUUGCAUUUUAUUUCAGCUAGUCAAGAGCAAAGUUAUUUUGCAUUAAAAUGUAUGCGGAACUCUCCCAAGAAAGUAUUUAAUCCUCCAUUGUGAAUGGAAGAGCUUGUACAUCACAUCCUGUCACAGAGCAUUUGUGUUAUGGGAUGUUUGAUUUACAGAGUUAAGGUAUGGUGUGUUCCAGCAAACCAUUUAAAAGUGCUUUGGGGUCAAAUUGUCUCUCUUUUUUAAAUGUUACAUUACGUUCUAACCAUAUGAGGGGUUCUUUGAUAUACUCCUUUGACAGUUGAGCAGUGUGCCUUUUUUUCUUUUUUUUCUUUUUUUUGCUUAAA
Molecule: messenger RNA, 3716 nt
Organism: Chionomys nivalis (European snow vole)
Lineage: Eukaryota; Metazoa; Chordata; Mammalia; Rodentia; Cricetidae
Gene: Spred1
Product: sprouty related EVH1 domain containing 1
Exons: 7
Coding region: 934-2265 (443 amino acids)
Biological process (GO): multicellular organism development; negative regulation of MAPK cascade
Cellular component (GO): membrane
Molecular function (GO): protein kinase binding
Source: RefSeq, a predicted model, not a curated record